GUUUUCUGUAAUUAGCUUCCCUUUUUUUUUCCUUCCAGAAUAUUUUCUGAAUACAUCAUUCGUUAUUUAUGUUAACUCUGCGUCUAUAAUGUCUGGGACGGAAGGGCUCAGACUGCUGGUUACCGAGCGGCUAACGGCGGCUGCAGAGGAAAUCUUUGGACUGUUUGUGAAAACAAUCUCGGAGUAUCAAGUGGAAGUAAUACGCAGCAAGUCCGAAGUCACCCAGUUAAAACGACAGCUCGCGCAGCUGACCGUCCUAAAACCCACCGUCAAACUCAACAGAGCAGGGACCGAGACAGUCUGUCAGGAUCUGUUUCCUUCACAACAGAAAGUCCAGAUACCUGUUUUGAAGACUCAGCAGGAAAAUAUGACUUUUGAGCCUUUAAAGAUCAAAGAGGAGCAUGUGGAAGUCAGUGCGACGUUCAUCCCAGACCCUGAAGCCGACUCUGCUGAGGAUGUAAGAGCUGGUCUGAUACAGUCAGACUCAACUGAUCAGACUCACCACCAGUACUUUCCAGCAUUCAGCUCUGUAACUGUGACCCUGAACGACGAUCUCGAAGAAGAAUGUGAUGCAAGAGAUGAUUCAGGCUCGUCCUGUUCUGGUCAGAGGUCCAUCGACACAGAUGGUGAGGACAUUCAGGAGAACAAAAAUUGCCGUUUCUGCGGCGUGCAGUUCGAGCGGGACACGGACCUGAUCCGACACAUGAAUAACAGUCACAACGGGGAGAAGGCCUUUAAAUGUCCUAAAUGUGGUAAAGUGUUUGGUCGUAGGAACCACCUAACGGGUCAUUUCACGAUCCACACGGGCGAAAGGCCGCACGGGUGUCACUUAUGCGGAAUGUCAUUUCGCCAGCGUUCAGGUCUUAUUGCCCACCUGAGGAUACACACAGGAGAAAAACCUUACUAUUGCACCACCUGUGGCAAAAUGGUUGCCCGUAGCUACCAUCUCAUACAGUGCGCUAAAAUGACACUCAAAGGGGAGAAGUCGUUCCGCUGUGCAGUUUGUGGCAAAAUGUUUGUCACCGAGUCACACUUGAGGGUGCAUCUGAAGGCUCAUGAGAGCAGGAAGGCAUUCACCGAAGGGACGCUUUCCCUGGUGGGUCACACAGGCUUUCUGUCCGAAAACCAGUACGGCGUCAGCUCAGAGUAAAGACUCAUAAUACGCUUACAGAAAGUGGAAGAGGCAAUUUAGGAAUUUUCAGUCAGUUUCAGAACUUUUCUAGCAACUUUUCUUUUCUUAGCGUGGUAAGUCAGCUGCAUUCUGUCUGUACAGCAGUUUGUAUUAAUGAGCUGAACUAAAGGUGUGUCACCUGAUUAACGUGUGAAGUGCAGCUGUAACAUUGAGGUCUUGGAUGUGUUUGGGUAUGGGACUAUCGAUAUUGUCAUCUCUAAAAAACAAAACAAAAAAAAAAAAGAUCUAUAGUUUUGACUUCUGGCAUGAAACCCACAACAACUUAAAAAAUUGUACCUGAUGACAUUUAGUGUGUGUGUGUGUGUGUGUGUGUGUGUGUGUGGUGCAAGUGUGUUUACCCUCCCCACCUAGGAGAGCUGCUGUUCAUCCUGUGUGCUGUGUGAGUUUCUUUUUUUUCCCAGGUGAGCUUGUUACACAUGGCACCAUCUGAUUGGUUCAGCAAUUUAACUUUUAAAAGGAAGACUGAAACUCAAAUCAAGGGCUUUGCCUUCUUCCAGCUCCCAUCCUGAUGCUAUGUGCUGAUUUUGAAACCUAAUUUAUGUAAUUAUUGUAAAUCCUUGUUUUUUGGAAAGCAGUCCAUAUUUUGUCUUAGUGGGGGUGAGAAGCCAUUUUGUUUUGUUUUCUUUUGUUUUUACCUGAGGAGUUGUAGGUAAGACUAUUUUUAUGUUGUUUUAUUUGAAAUAGGUGGGAAGAAGAGCUGAGAGAUUGUUUUGUUUAUGUUGUCAUUUUUCGUACAGUGAAGCCUUUUUACUAUUUUGUGAAAGCAUAUUAAAGCUGUUAUAUUUUGGACUG
Thalassophryne amazonica is the source of this 1984-nucleotide messenger RNA. Its product is annotated as zinc finger protein 22-like. The record is from RefSeq and is a predicted model, not a curated record. Gene Ontology annotation, cellular component: nucleus. The transcript has 2 exons. Lineage: Eukaryota; Metazoa; Chordata; Actinopteri; Batrachoidiformes; Batrachoididae. Gene Ontology annotation, biological process: regulation of transcription by RNA polymerase II; central nervous system development. Gene Ontology annotation, molecular function: DNA-binding transcription factor activity, RNA polymerase II-specific; RNA polymerase II cis-regulatory region sequence-specific DNA binding. Bases 89 to 1150 code for a protein of 353 amino acids.